GCCCCAAUCUACAAAAACCCUCAUCGGCUCUUCCUUCUCAGAACUCCCCCUAUAAUACCAUCUCAAACCCUAAUCCCUUCAUCCUUUUCUCUAUUGCCGUCCCUCCCAAUUACCCUUCAGAGCGAGAGAGAGAGUGAGAAUCUUAGAGAGAGAAAAUGAAGUAUAACCCUAGAGUUUCAAGCUCACGCAGGAAGUGCCGUAAGGCGCACUUCUCCGCCCCUUCCAGUCUCCGUCGUGUUAUCAUGAGCGCCCCUCUUUCCGGCGAUCUCCGCAGCAAGUACAACGUUCGAUCCAUGCCAGUUCGCAAGGACGACGAAGUACAAGUUGUUAGGGGUACCUUUAAGGGUCGCGAGGGAAAAGUUGUCCAAGUUUAUAGGAAGAAAUGGGUGAUCCAUAUUGAGAGGAUUACCCGUGAGAAGGUUAAUGGGUCUACCGUUAAUGUUGGAGUUCAUCCUUCAAAGGUUGUUAUCACUAAGCUCAGGCUUGACAAGGAUAGGAAAUCACUGUUGGAUCGUAAGGCCAAGGGAAGGGCUGCAGCUGAUAAGGAUAAGGGUUCCAAGUUUACAACUGAGGAUAUCAUGCAGCAGAUUGAUUAAUUUUGGUAAUUGAAAUUAAAUCAGAGUUUCUGCGUUUCUGUUUAUGUUUAGUUUUUGUGAUUCUGAGUCGAUCUUUAAAUCUGUUUUUUUGGAACUGGAUUACAUUAGAAUUUUGUUAUUUUAUAAGCGGAUUUUGGACCUCUCUAUGGUAGUUCUAUGUUGAAACUCUAUAUUUGUCCAAGUAAUUCGAUACGUUUUAUCAUUUUA
Molecule: messenger RNA, 803 nt
Organism: Amaranthus tricolor (Joseph's coat)
Lineage: Eukaryota; Viridiplantae; Streptophyta; Magnoliopsida; Caryophyllales; Amaranthaceae
Product: 60S ribosomal protein L26-1-like
Exons: 1
Coding region: 156-596 (146 amino acids)
Biological process (GO): ribosomal large subunit biogenesis; cytoplasmic translation
Cellular component (GO): cytosolic large ribosomal subunit; ribosome
Molecular function (GO): structural constituent of ribosome; RNA binding
Source: RefSeq, a predicted model, not a curated record